AUGAGAUCCACAAUCUUCAUUCUCUUAUGGCUGCUAAUCACAGUCCAUGGUGGCUCUCCAUCAAGACACAAGAUUUUGGAAGUUGAGAGAAAAUUAAAGCAUCUUAGAAGACAUUCCUUAAAAACUAUCAAGAGCGAAGAUGGAGAUAUAAUUAAUUGCAUUGACAUUAAUAAGCAACCAGCAUUUGACAACCCUGCACUGAAGGAUCAUAAAAUCCAGAUGGCUCCUACUCAUAAUUCAGCUAAGAAGGACUUAACAGUGGGGUCAAGAACUUCUAGAUAUGGAAAAAAGAUGAAUGAAUCUUUGAUUGUGACUUCACAAGUGUGGCAGAAAAGUGGAAAAUGUGCAGAGGGAACAAUACCUGUUAGAAGAAUAAGAAAAAGAGAGCUAUUGAAGGCUGAUUCAGUUGAAGAGUAUGGAAGGAAGAAGCCAAGUUUCUCUCAUCACGAACAUGGUGAAGUGAAUAAGAAUCUUGAUUCAUUUGUUCAACUUAAAAACCACUCUAAGGCAAUAUUGUUCACAGUUGGUUACCGUUACCUGGGAGGAAAAGCAGACUUAAGAGUUUGCAACCCUUUUGUUGAGAAGGAUGAUGAAUACAGCACUACUCAAGUGGCUCUCUUAACAGGCCCACACAAUGACUUUGAGUGUGUUCAAUCUGGAUGGGCAGUGAAUCCCAGUGUAUAUGGAGAUAGACAAACUCGGUUAUUUGUAUAUUGGACGGCUGAUGGUUCAAAGGAAACUGGUUGCUUUGAUCUAACUUGUCCUGGCUUUAUUCAGACCAACAACGAAAUUGCCUUGGGUGCUGCUAUAUAUCCAAUCUCAAUUCCUGGUGGCCUUCCAUACGUAAUAACUAUUUACAUCUUUAAGGAUCCCUGUACGAACAAUUGGUGGAUGCAAUAUGGUGAGAAGACCAACAUAGGUUAUUGGCCACCUGAGUUGUUUGAAACAAUACUUUACAAUGCACAAUCUGUGGAAUGGGGUGGUGAAGUUUACAGUGCAAGGGUUGCACAAACUCCUCACACAGCAACACAAAUGGGCAAUGGCCAAUUUGCUUCAGUUCUGGAUUAUUCAUCUGCAAUAACAAGAAUGAGAAUUCAUGACAACUCUGAGGCCUUGAAAAUCCCAGAAUGGACCUAUGAUUUUUCUGAUGAAUAUAAUUGCUAUGAUGUUUGGUACAUGUCAGAAUACAUUUAUGAUCCUCAAUUCUACUAUGGAGGUCCGGGUAGAAAUCCAAAAUGCCCUUAA
Molecule: messenger RNA, 1245 nt
Organism: Vigna unguiculata (cowpea)
Lineage: Eukaryota; Viridiplantae; Streptophyta; Magnoliopsida; Fabales; Fabaceae
Product: protein neprosin-like
Source: RefSeq, a predicted model, not a curated record